This is a messenger RNA of Fundulus heteroclitus (mummichog), 2958 nucleotides long. It is a transcript of the gene cep78, whose product is annotated as centrosomal protein 78. The record is from RefSeq and is a predicted model, not a curated record. NCBI's taxonomy places the organism in Eukaryota, Metazoa, Chordata, Actinopteri, Cyprinodontiformes, Fundulidae. Bases 142 to 2508 code for a protein of 788 amino acids. Gene Ontology annotation, cellular component: centrosome. The transcript is spliced from 16 exons. Gene Ontology annotation, molecular function: protein binding.
UUACAGAGCAACAGCGCCACUUUUGAGCUUGUUGUCAACCGUUCUAAACAAACCGCAGAAGUUGUAAAGAAACCGGCCUAUACACAAGCCCAGAGUUAUAUCUUUCCAACAGAAUCAUCAGGCAUACAUCUAAGGUCAAAGAUGGUUCAAGAUAAUGCUCAGAUUCGACGGCAGGGUGCUCAUGACUUCAUGGCAUACUACGAGUUUUCCUGUGCAAGGCAGGAUUCAGUCCCUCUCCCUGCUGUUAAGAUGAACUUAGACAAAGGAAUGCUUGACUUUAACGGGGACAGGGUCAAAUUACUGGACUGGCCACCUAUUCUCCACUCUAUAGCCAUCAACAAACACCUGCACCAUAUUGCAAUAAGCAGCACAUAUCGGGGCGGUCAAGCUUCUGCAGAUUUAGAUAAAAGGUACUAUAAGUCUACUUUUAAAAGGAAGAUCCCAGCCAUUCGUUCCAAGGACAUCACCUUUAGGCUUUGUAAGGCACUGAGAGAGUGUCUCACGGUCUCUCCCAUCCUCAAGACUCUGCAUCUUAAUGGACUUCCUUUAAGAGAAAGGGAUCUCAUCACUUUAACGAAGGGUUUGGCAAAAAGCACCUCCUUGGAAAACGUUUCUCUGGCUAACUGUCCCAUUUCUGAUGAGGGCUUAGAGGUCAUUUGCCAAAGUGUGAAAUAUUCCACAAGCAUCAGAUCGGUGGAUUUCACGGGAUGCAGUUUAACCUGGAGAGGAGCGGAGCACAUGGCUAACAUAAUCAAGCACCAGGCAAUGCAGAGACACGGUACGGCGUGGGCAGAGUCCCUGAGGUAUCGGCUGCCACAGUUUGAAGGGAUGAGCGGACUCCGUCGCGUCACCUUAAACUGUAACACUUUGAUCGGGGAUCGGGGUGCUGCUGCCCUUGCACACGAACUGUCUGAGGACCUCUGGGUCAAAGCGGUGGAUCUACAGAGAUGCGGUCUGUCCAAUGAAGGAGUUCGUCAUUUGUUAGAAGCAUUGAAAACAAAUUCCUCUCUGUGUGUCUUGGAUAUCCGGAGUAACCCUCUAGUUGAUAAAGUUUUAAUUAAAACUGUGAUCGAGAGAGUACUCAUGAACGCUGCGGGACAGUCACCCGAGUACUGCUGGAUAAAACCAACAACCACAGAGUCACACAGAGCGCCUGGGCCAAGAAGAGGAGCCAUACCCGUUACAGUCAGACGAAGAUCAACAUAUAGGAAAGCCUCUCAUAAAGGAACGUCUCCCAAAGGACAGACUUCAGUGGACGCUUUAACCAAGAAGCCUUCUUCUCGCUCCAGUUUUAUUCCUUGGCGGACUGCUGCUCGAGCUGGACGUCAGAGAGGUCUUCCUCCUGGUGUUACCGUCAUAGACAAGAGCUUUCAGGGCGCAGCGACGGUCAAAGUUACAAUGGAGUCAAACUCAGAGGGAGAGGAAGACAGUGAAGAUGAAGAAGAAGUGGUGCUGGAAGUGGGUCGGACGUCGUCUUCUCUCAGACUCACGGACAGAGUAACCGGACGACAGCUCGAUCGUAUGCAGAUGGAGCUGAAGGAGUGCCGUCUACGGCUGGCAGAAGAGCGCCGGGCUCGACUAAAAGCCGAGUCAAGACUCAUGGAGUAUGAGUUGGAGAACGGCAGACUUCGCGACGCCAACAGUUCGCUGUCUGAAGCCCUUGCAGCUACUGGGUCUAGAUCAGCACUUCGUAAUUUCAGCGCUCUUGAAGACGAGGCGGUCCUCGAGAGCAUCGAGAACUCGUUUAAUAAGUUCCACGCCUUCCUGGAUCUCCUCAAGGAUGCUGGCCUAGGUCAGCUGGCAUCAGUUGCUGGGAUUAACACAUCAGAUUUCCAGCCUCUGGGAAAACCCCAGCUCUCCUCUACGAUGGGCCCUCAGUCAGAACGUGCAGCUGCAGCGACUGUAAGGGAGUUCGGGGAUGUUCAAGAAGCCGCUUCUUUGCCAAGUAAAUUGGUAACCUCUCCUCCUGGUGGGACAACCUUUACUCCCCCUCACCUGUCCUCCUCUUUGCAUAAAGACAGAUUAGUGGAUGUGACCUUUAAUCACAUUGAAUUGGAGCCAGCAGACGCAGCGGUGGCUGGAGAGGAGGAACCGCGUCAAUAUUUUCGGCCUGAUAUGCAGCCAGACUCGGGCUCCGAGCACAGCUUUCACAGUCAAAAGUCCUUUGAUCGUUUUUCCUUCGGCAACACCUUCGAAGCGCGGCCGAGGAUGGAGACCAGCUCUAACAGGAGCAGCAGUCGCCACAGAGACGGCUUCAGCAACAACUCGGCGUACAGCCCAGCCUCUCAGAACCGGGGGACGCACGGCGGCUCCUCGGAGAGCGUCAGCGAGAUCAGGAGUGACAAGGCAGAGUCUGUGGGGUCAGUGGGGUCACGGCGCAGAGGGAAGGGGAGGCAGAUGGGGGGGCAGCCCGGGUCAGAAGGGUCGGAGGGAAGGCCUUACCCUGGGAGGGCAUCUCUGAAACAAACGGGGUCUCUAAGAGCUCACUCAGAUGAUGAGUCCUUCUGAUGUGGCAUGACAUUUUAUUAAUCCUACUUUUCUACAUAUUUGUUUUUUUUUUCUGUAAUAAUUGAAACAUUAAUCAGCAGAGAAUUUUUUUUAUUUUUAUUUUUGUAAGACACACCAUCAGGAUUGUUGCUUUAAGAAAGAGGCGAGCCACAGAAGUUGAAGUUGCUCUUUAGCGCGUGUUUAGACACAUUUACGACGGUAAGAGUUGAUCCGCGGGAUUAGAAAUCAGCGCUACCUCAGUCAAGUCUUGGUUCGUAUCUGCGCCGUCUCAGGUUAACGUCGGCACAGGCGAAGGUUACGCAGCAGGGAGAUAAAACUCAUGCUCGUUUUAUCUGUUGUGCCAAUUUCGUUCUCUUCUUGGAAUUACAUAAUUUAGUUGCAGAUGAUUGCUUGGUUAUCGCGGCAUGGAUAUUGUUUUGUAUGACAUAAUAAAAAUGUUUUGCUUAAAGU